AAUUAGUUCGGCCAAUCAUCAACAAAAUAAAAAUGCGCAUCUUCUUCCUCGUUACACUGCUCGCCAUGGUGGCGCUGGCUGCUGUCCAAGGACGUCGUCCUCCGGGACCUCCGCAAGGAGGUCAGGGCCCUCCUCAGGGAUCGGGAGGUCAAGGACCACCGCAGGGACCUCCCCAGGGACCUCCACAUGGACCUCCCCAGGGACCUCCCCAAGGACCACCCCAGGGACCUCCUCAGGGCGGCAACUCAUCCUCCUCCCAGGAGUCAUCCCAGGAAAGCUCCAGCGAGUCCUCUAGCGAGUCGUCUGCCUAAGAAGCUCACAGCUCCUUAAAAUAAAAACUUAAAACUCUUUUAA
This is a messenger RNA of Drosophila subpulchrella, 354 nucleotides long. RefSeq names its product proline-rich proteoglycan 2. Lineage: Eukaryota; Metazoa; Arthropoda; Insecta; Diptera; Drosophilidae. The record is from RefSeq and is a predicted model, not a curated record. The transcript has a single exon. The coding region runs from base 33 to 311 and encodes 92 amino acids.